AUAGCUGCCAUAACUAACGCAUCUUUGGGCGUGCUUUUUGCCGCUAAAGGUACUUCACUUGCUUCGUUGUCUGUCUUGUCCGCCAUUUUGUUUUAAUGUAAUGGAAGAGUCCGCUGAAUUUUCACUAUAUACAAUCCCACAAUCCAUUGCAAUACCACCAAAGAAAAUGGCGUCCGCUUUUCCUCGAGAAAGAAGUACAAAAGAUGUUAUAAAUACAAUACUAGAUGACUAUGAAAAAUUGACAAAGUAAGUAGUUAUUAAUAGCAUUUAUUAAGCUAACUAUAGAAUACAUGUUUAUUUACCCGGGUGUGAGGGUUAGUCAUGUAACAGCCGAAAAUUAUAAGGUAGGGUAAUCUAUAACUUUUUCCCUUUAGAUUUGUUUUGUUUGUAUUUCACUGACUGCGUAUUCAAAACUUUCGUAGGGAACAUAAUUUCACAUGCCAGUACAUACAUACUAUACAACUCAAGGUUGUAUUUGACCGUCCAGCCGAGUGGACGUGCAAAAUAACUCUGUUAUUGACAGUGGCUGACUUAUUUACUAGUUCUUAAGGUAUCAUCAAAGUUGUACAAGCUUUUGAAACGUCAGUUACAGUCUCUAACAGUAUUCAGUAUUCGCGCAACUGCAUUCAUAUGGUCUUCUUGAAAGUUAUUAUGUAGAAUUCUGCAGCCAUGUUAAGUUCUUGGAGAAUAGCUCUGUCUUUGCAUCUCUAAACUCAGUCGUUCUCAGGUUAAAUUGAAAAACAAGUCCCCCAAAAAUCUGUCAGCUGUCUGUUGGAGUUCACCGACAGAUGACCAACAGCUCUCUGACAAACAGCUGACAGAUUAGAACUAACCCUGGUUUAUCAAAGAAAACAGAUGAGAUACUGAAACUAUCUCUUUUACCUCCGAGCCAAAAAAGGGUUAGGCAAAUGGUCGGGCAGAAUGCUCUAACAAAAAUCCUUUUUGUAGCAAAGCUAACCUCUGUUCAGCAAAUUAAGCCUCAGAGAUAACAACACUGUAAUAUUUUUGUGGGUUUUUGGGGUAGUCUCUAGCAUGAAUGUGUGUUAUCCUCAUAGAGUAAUUUAACUCAGGAGUUUGUUCUAAGAAAUCUGAGGGCUUUUCCUGGAGACCUUUUCUGACUUUUCUGAUCUUUCCUGGAGUCUCAAGCUAAAUUUCUCAAGGUCUAAAUUACACUUCCCAGAUCUGGAAGUGUGCUAUGGUUGGUCUACUUUUUUAAACCCUCAUUUCAGCAGAUGUUUGUUGGGAAGGAUUUGUGUGACAAGCCAAAAGAACGUCUACAUGGAAGGCUACAGUUCUCACACCUUUGAUUGUUUUAACCUACAAUUCAUAAUGAACCUGAGCCCCAUGUUCAGAGUAUUUACUGAUAAUAUAUUACCAUAGUAACUGUGAGAAUUUCCGUUUUUAGAGAAUUAUUUGAGAGUCUAUCAGCAGCUUCUCUUUACCGAACAUCAAAACAAGAUGCUAGUUCUGGGGAUACGACAAAGGUAGCUGAAUUCUGUGCCAUUUUGUUUUCUAAUUGACUUGUUACUCAUUACAGAAACACACCCAUUGAUAAUUUGCGCCUCUGAAAAGUGGGGUACCCAUUAGGCUUUGCGAACAAAAACAAGGUUUCAAAGGCUACCUUCAUUUUCAGUUUCUUUUGAACUUUAUAGCGAUUAACAAUAAUUUCUUACACUUUCCAGAAACAAUGUAAAAACAAUACGAGUAGGUUACCAUUGUUUUAAGUGUUGAAGUGUCAUUGUCAUGGCUACAGAAAAGAAAAUAUUUAUGCAAAAAGAAGCAUUUUCUUUCACGUGCACUAAAACUUAAAUUGUCCUGAAUUCGGUAGUCUCAUUCAAGUCAACUCGAUGGCAAAAACCAAAACUCUUCUUCACAAAAUUUAGUCAAUGAGUAAUAGCCAAAUGUUGCGGGUGUCCGAGCAAGAACAAUAACCAGAAAAACGACAUACACAGCAGAUUUCUUGAUUGACACUCUCUCAAUGUCACUUUUCUUUUAUUUGUAUGACAAUUAUCAAUGCACAAUAUGUUGCUGUAAUGUCCCAAACCUCUUUUAAAUGAUUCCACAAGUUUUAAUUUAAUUUAAGGCCGUUGAUCAGCUCAUUGCAAAGGACAGGGAACUACAAUUGGCUGUCAAACAAGUGCAAGAACAACAGGCAAGACAGAAGGAAAUCCAAACAGUUAAAGAAGACAUUUCCAAGAAAGAUCAAGAGAUUCUUAAUCUAGAAUCUCAACUUAAGGAAGCAGAAAAGAUUCUAGUGAGUAUGUAAAAAAGUAACACAUCUUGAAAUAACGACUUUUUGAUGGGUUUGUUUUGAAAAGCUAACCCAGGGCUAUCAUUAGCAGCUGUCAACUGGUCCUUAUAAUCAGCUGCUACAGUAAAAAUGGCUUAGUAUUCCAAGGGCCUGUCCUCACUAAUGCAUUUUCAAAAGUAUGCAUUUUCGUUGUCAUUGAAAAUGCAUCAAUGGAUUUAUGUCCACCCUACCGUUUUGAUAUGUUUUCGUCUGUCCACUAAAAUGUUCAAAAACAGUAGAAUUGUAUGUUGUGACAUAAGUUGAACUCCAUGCGCAUGCUGCAAACACACACCUGCGAUAUUUUCUUUCAUUGCUUUCAUUUUGAUGCGUUUUCAACCUUUUUUGACCAUCCACACUAAUACAAUGUAUUUUGAUCCAUUUUCAAGAGGUUUUUCAAAUGGAUGGGUUUCUGAUGAAAAUGCCCUGCAUAUUAGAAUUGCAUGUAUUUUCAAAUGAAAACACAUAAGUGUGAAUGGGGUCUAAGUUUGAAAAUGAGUAAAAUGCCACUGUUCAUUAAUUUUUGACUGGCUACAUCCCCGUAAUGAAGGCCAUGCUAAGCCCUUUUCAUUUACUUAAAAAGCAAAACAAAGAAUACCCAUAUAGCACAUUCCCUUUCAUUGGGAAGGUUCUAAGCACUGUCAAUAGAGAGCUUAAUCAACAAUGACAGCAACAGCUAUGAAAGCAUCACUUAAAAAGUGAAUUUGCACCACUUCAAACUUUAUCCCGCUCAUUCCAGCUCAUUCAUUUCGUCAAAUGUUGGCAAAUUUUUCUGGACUGUAUCAAAGUUCAGGAAAAGAAAAUAAAAGUCGUUGUCUUAUUGUGUUCACGUCCUCGACAAAACAUGAAGUUAGGCACUUUCAUGUUGUAGUCAUGCAGCGAUGGCAAAGAAGUGCACAAAAAAACAUUGAUGCACUUGCAAAAUUGUCGUUUUUGCCAAUCUAAACCCAUUGCUCUUUUGCAAUUCUUGUUGCUGCCACCAUCGUCUUUGCUUACGCUCCCUAAUAUUUUAUUUCUGGUACUUAAUUAACAAAUUACUGUUUCCCGAUGAUCUUCUAGUCCCAAGCGUUGUUUCAAGCAAAGAAAAAGUUAUCUGCCAUAAACCAGGCUAAUAAAGGUGAGGAAUGAACAUUUUUAAGUUUGUUUAUUAUUAAUAUAAACCUCUUUACUCCAGAAACAGGUUAAAGACAAAAUAGGGCAAAAUUUCAAAAUUUCAAUUUGGAAAGUCCUGGAAAACAAAUGGUACUAAAUAAAAAUACUGCUUAAGAGAAUUUAUUUCAAUGGUAAAUAUCAAAUAAAUUUCGUUCGCUGAAUCAAAAGUUAUAACUAUCUUAUAAGUAAUAUAUCAAAUAUGAGAUGCAGUGUUUCAUCACCAGAUGAAACACCGAGAAGAGAGUUGAAAAUACGAAGCACCGCGGAGUAUUUUUGACGAACUUCGAGGUGUUUCAUCUGGUGAUGAAACACUGUGUCGAAUGUUUGAUAUUUCUUCUCAAACAAAAUCAUUUUUGAAGGAGAAAUUAAGGAUGCAAAAAUGAGCAGUUUUUCAUCUGAUAUCCAAACACUCAUUAAACAUUAAUUUCCUUUGAAUUUUCUUUAUGAAUUAUUAAUGAGUUUGAGAAGAUCCCAUCAAUCACUCUGUUACUGAAAGGGUUUAAUUUUGCAGAGGUGUGGGUGUCCUUGACAAGGAAAGGAAAGCAUUGCAGAAUCUAUACACUAAUUUUGUAAAUGCAAAAUGUUUUUCUUUUAACAGGAAUAGUUUCUUCUGAAGAGCUCAUCAAGUAUGCUCAUCGAAUAAGUAGUAGCAAUGCUGUAGAAGCACCAGUGUCAUGGAUGCCAGGUCAGUUAUUUAAAAUCUCCCAAGCUGCCUUUUGUUAUUUCUUAUUACACUCCUAGGGAGGACUUGGAACAGCAAAACCUUUGACUUUGCCUAAAAAUAUGAAAUCCUAAAGUUUAUUUUGUGACAGUUAAGUGAAUGAUGCGGUAAAGAAGUGCUGCUAAGAGGUUUCAUUGUAGUGGUCACACCAUUGGAUUUCAUCCACAGACUUACAUUAAUUUUGUAGACUUGAGAACUCAUUCUAAAUAAACACUAUGAUGUGAGGGUACUUCCGAAAAAGUCUUGUUUAAAUCGUAACACCAUAGGCUUUAAUCCACAGACUCAAAAGUUAGGACAAGAUAGUCUAAAUAAGUAGUAUAGUAUAAAUUAACGUACUGCCAAAAAAGUUUCAUUUGAAUGGUAACACCACAGGAUAUCAUCCAUAGACUCAAACGUUAGAACUACUGUACAUACUAAAUAAAUAGUACCCUGUGAAAGCACGUACUAAAAGCUUGUACCAUGUGUUCUGUGUGGUCACACUUUAGGAUUUCAGCCACAGACUAAAAUGCAGGCUAACUCAAAUAUUAAAACUAUCUCCUUGAAUGAAAAUUUUGCUAGUACUCUGUAGUUAUUUAUUAAACCACUUAUUGUGUUCAUGUAGGAGACCCUCGGAGACCAUAUCCUCAAGAUAUUGAGAUGCGAUCAGGCUUGCUUGGCAGACUUGGGGAAGAUGUUGCUAUGGAAACUGAACAACCCAUGGGAGAUUCAAGUCUCCAAGAAUUUAUGCAGCCUUCCUCAUCUACCUCAAAUUCACAACCAGCAAAUGCUCUUGGUAAGAUAUAUACAGACAAAUUACAGUGUAAUGUGUCCUUUUUUGCCCUUUUACUACAGUGGACCCAGCCUUAUACAGGGUUUUCAAUAAGAUUUUCAGUAGGUGGCAAAAUAAUGCUUUGGAGAGGGUGUAGAAGGAAAAAACUUGUGGCAAAGGUGCAACUUGCGAGUGCUGAAGGCGCAAGUUUGGAAAAAUUUUGAAAUCUGGGCUUCUUAAAAUGCAUUUCCAGCAUUCUCGAGCAGAAAUUAGACUGUUUGAACAGAACACAGACAUCAUUAAAUUUUGGCUUUUUUAUUCAGUGACAGAACAUGAAUACUUUAUAAACUGGGGUGAUUUCCAAAGAAAAGUAGGUGGUGAGUUCACGUGAAAUAGCCAGCAAAUUUCGCCAGCCACUAGCUCUUAUUGAGAACCCUGCUAUAUCCAACCAUUCAUUUAACCACUCUAUUCUUAUGAACAUAUUUUUUCUCAAACUUGUUCCUUGUGAAGCUGAAGUUGAGGACAAAAUUAGUUGAGACACUUUGCCCUAAAUAGGGAACUACAAUUGGCUGUCAAACAAGUGCAAGAACAACAGGCAAGACAGAAGGAAAUCCAAACAGUUAAAGAAGACAUUUCCAAGAAAGAUCAAGAGAUUCUUAAUCUAGAAUCUCAACUUAAGGAAGCAGAAAAGAUUCUAGUGAGUAUGUAAAAAAGUAACACAUCUUGAAAUAACGACUUUUUGAUGGGUUUGUUUUGAAAAGCUAACCCAGGGCUAUCAUUAGCAGCUGUCAACUGGUCCUUAUAAUCAGCUGCUACAGUAAAAAUGGCUUAGUAUUCCAAGGGCCUGUCCUCACUAAUGCAUUUUCAAAAGUAUGCAUUUUCGUUGUCAUUGAAAAUGCAUCAAUGGAUUUAUGUCCACCCUACCGUUUUGAUAUGUUUUCGUCUGUCCACUAAAAUGUUCAAAAACAGUAGAAUUGUAUGUUGUGACAUAAGUUGAACUCCAUGCGCAUGCUGCAAACACACACCUGCGAUAUUUUCUUUCAUUGCUUUCAUUUUGAUGCGUUUUCAACCUUUUUUGACCAUCCACACUAAUACAAUGUAUUUUGAUCCAUUUUCAAGAGGUUUUUCAAAUGGAUGGGUUUCUGAUGAAAAUGCCCUGCAUAUUAGAAUUGCAUGUAUUUUCAAAUGAAAACACAUAAGUGUGAAUGGGGUCUAAGUUUGAAAAUGAGUAAAAUGCCACUGUUCAUUAAUUUUUGACUGGCUACAUCCCCGUAAUGAAGGCCAUGCUAAGCCCUUUUCAUUUACUUAAAAAGCAAAACAAAGAAUACCCAUAUAGCACAUUCCCUUUCAUUGGGAAGGUUCUAAGCACUGUCAAUAGAGAGCUUAAUCAACAAUGACAGCAACAGCUAUGAAAGCAUCACUUAAAAAGUGAAUUUGCACCACUUCAAACUUUAUCCCGCUCAUUCCAGCUCAUUCAUUUCGUCAAAUGUUGGCAAAUUUUUCUGGACUGUAUCAAAGUUCAGGAAAAGAAAAUAAAAGUCGUUGUCUUAUUGUGUUCACGUCCUCGACAAAACAUGAAGUUAGGCACUUUCAUGUUGUAGUCAUGCAGCGAUGGCAAAGAAGUGCACAAAAAAACAUUGAUGCACUUGCAAAAUUGUCGUUUUUGCCAAUCUAAACCCAUUGCUCUUUUGCAAUUCUUGUUGCUGCCACCAUCGUCUUUGCUUACGCUCCCUAAUAUUUUAUUUCUGGUACUUAAUUAACAAAUUACUGUUUCCCGAUGAUCUUCUAGUCCCAAGCGUUGUUUCAAGCAAAGAAAAAGUUAUCUGCCAUAAACCAGGCUAAUAAAGGUGAGGAAUGAACAUUUUUAAGUUUGUUUAUUAUUAAUAUAAACCUCUUUACUCCAGAAACAGGUUAAAGACAAAAUAGGGCAAAAUUUCAAAAUUUCAAUUUGGAAAGUCCUGGAAAACAAAUGGUACUAAAUAAAAAUACUGCUUAAGAGAAUUUAUUUCAAUGGUAAAUAUCAAAUAAAUUUCGUUCGCUGAAUCAAAAGUUAUAACUAUCUUAUAAGUAAUAUAUCAAAUAUGAGAUGCAGUGUUUCAUCACCAGAUGAAACACCGAGAAGAGAGUUGAAAAUACGAAGCACCGCGGAGUAUUUUUGACGAACUUCGAGGUGUUUCAUCUGGUGAUGAAACACUGUGUCGAAUGUUUGAUAUUUCUUCUCAAACAAAAUCAUUUUUGAAGGAGAAAUUAAGGAUGCAAAAAUGAGCAGUUUUUCAUCUGAUAUCCAAACACUCAUUAAACAUUAAUUUCCUUUGAAUUUUCUUUAUGAAUUAUUAAUGAGUUUGAGAAGAUCCCAUCAAUCACUCUGUUACUGAAAGGGUUUAAUUUUGCAGAGGUGUGGGUGUCCUUGACAAGGAAAGGAAAGCAUUGCAGAAUCUAUACACUAAUUUUGUAAAUGCAAAAUGUUUUUCUUUUAACAGGAAUAGUUUCUUCUGAAGAGCUCAUCAAGUAUGCUCAUCGAAUAAGUAGUAGCAAUGCUGUAGAAGCACCAGUGUCAUGGAUGCCAGGUCAGUUAUUUAAAAUCUCCCAAGCUGCCUUUUGUUAUUUCUUAUUACACUCCUAGGGAGGACUUGGAACAGCAAAACCUUUGACUUUGCCUAAAAAUAUGAAAUCCUAAAGUUUAUUUUGUGACAGUUAAGUGAAUGAUGCGGUAAAGAAGUGCUGCUAAGAGGUUUCAUUGUAGUGGUCACACCAUUGGAUUUCAUCCACAGACUUACAUUAAUUUUGUAGACUUGAGAACUCAUUCUAAAUAAACACUAUGAUGUGAGGGUACUUCCGAAAAAGUCUUGUUUAAAUCGUAACACCAUAGGCUUUAAUCCACAGACUCAAAAGUUAGGACAAGAUAGUCUAAAUAAGUAGUAUAGUAUAAAUUAACGUACUGCCAAAAAAGUUUCAUUUGAAUGGUAACACCACAGGAUAUCAUCCAUAGACUCAAACGUUAGAACUACUGUACAUACUAAAUAAAUAGUACCCUGUGAAAGCACGUACUAAAAGCUUGUACCAUGUGUUCUGUGUGGUCACACUUUAGGAUUUCAGCCACAGACUAAAAUGCAGGCUAACUCAAAUAUUAAAACUAUCUCCUUGAAUGAAAAUUUUGCUAGUACUCUGUAGUUAUUUAUUAAACCACUUAUUGUGUUCAUGUAGGAGACCCUCGGAGACCAUAUCCUCAAGAUAUUGAGAUGCGAUCAGGCUUGCUUGGCAGACUUGGGGAAGAUGUUGCUAUGGAAACUGAACAACCCAUGGGAGAUUCAAAUCUCCAAGAAUUUAUGCAGCCUUCCUCAUCUACCUCAAAUUCACAACCAGCAAAUGCUCUUGGUAAGAUAUAUACAGACAAAUUACAGUGUAAUGUGUCCUUUUUUGCCCUUUUACUACAGUGGACCCAGCCUUAUACAGGGUUUUCAAUAAGAUUUUCAGUAGGUGGCAAAAUAAUGCUUUGGAGAGGGUGUAGAAGGAAAAAACUUGUGGCAAAGGUGCAACUUGCGAGUGCUGAAGGCGCAAGUUUGGAAAAAUUUUGAAAUCUGGGCUUCUUAAAAUGCAUUUCCAGCAUUCUGGAGCAGAAAUUAGACUGUUUGAACAGAACACAGACAUCAUUAAAUUUUGGCUUUUUUAUUCAGUGACAGAACAUGAAUACUUUAUAAACUGGGGUGAUUUCCAAAGAAAAGUAGGUGGUGAGUUCACGUGAAAUAGCCAGCAAAUUUCGCCAGCCACUAGCUCUUAUUGAGAACCCUGCUAUAUCCAACCAUUCAUUUAACCACUCUAUUCUUAUGAACAUAUUUUUUCUCAAACUUGUUCCUUGUGAAGCUGAAGUUGAGGACAAAAUUAGUUGAGACACUUUGCCCUAAAAUGGGCAUUGAACUGACAUUUGUCACAUUUGUCAAACUUAAAAAGUGGAAAGAAAAGCUUUUCCUCCCCCCACCCCCUCCAUGCAAUGUUGUGUUGCUGUUCAAGCUACCUGUAGAAAAUAACAAACACCCCAACUUUGAAUACAAGGGAGUGGAGGGGUGUGGAUUGUUUUGUUCUCAAAGUUACCCCAUGAGAGGAUAGUGUCUCAACAAUUUUGUCACCCAUGGUGAGUUUAUAAGUUUGUCAGAAGUCACAUAGUACUUGGAUUACUUUAGCAUGGUGGGAUCUCACAUUCCCUUUACAUAUCACGAUGGUUUCCUGCAGUUGCUUAGUAACACAACUGCAACAAACAAAUCAACAUGCCAAUACUUUGGAUUUUGUAAGAGUGUGUAUAAAAUGCGAGCCAGCGAGUCAUGCGUGCCAUGCAGUCCAUUGAAGAAUCAUUGAAAAAAAAAACCAUAAAAAUCGAAAAUAGUAAUACGGAAAACAUUAACUGAACGCUAACCGUUGUAAAUAAGUGUUUAACCCUAAACAGCGCUUAACCCUAGCCCUAAAAUGAGUGCUUAACCCUAAUCCGUAAAAUGAAAGCUUAACCCUAAUCAGUACAAUGAGUGCUCAACUCCUCAUCUGUAAAUUUGCAGUUUUUACUUGUGUUCCCUUUUUUUUUACCGAUGCCUCGCGUGACUCGCAUGGCUCGCUGGCUCGCAGUUUGUCAAGACCUAUUUUGUAAUGUACCACAAGGAACAAAACCUUGCCUAAAGCUGUAGUGCGCGGCGUGCAAACAACGUUUUGGACGGUUUUGGCUCUUUUGAGAAAAAAGCAAUGCUCCGGUAACUUAAUUUGUGCCUUUAGUGGUUUCUAAAAAAAUGAUGUGAUUAUCGGACUUUUUAUUUUCAAAAAGGACGGGCAAAUGGUCAAGCUUCUUCCUUCUCCUGGCAGAGCAAUUUUUCUGGAGGAUCCACAUCAUUCCAGGUAGAAUAUAAUAAUUGUAAUUAUUAGACUCGGCCUGCUCGUAGGCGUUUAUUCCUAGACUAGAAUAUUUUGAUUUUUCACUCUCACCAAAUUUCAUCUACCUGCUCGUAUAAAGGUUCAGAAUAAAGGUAAUAACCUUCACGAUUUUCAAGAAGUUACGCCAAACCUGUUUACUCACACUAGCCUGCGUGGCAGGUGUUCGAAGGGGAAAGAGGAUUUUGGGCGCGCGAGUAGGGCGCCCCUCGCGUUUCUCUCGCCAAAAAUCCCCUUUCCCUUCCUCUUCGAAAGCCUGGCACGCAGUCUAUACUCAAACUGGCAACUUACUUUGCAAAAAUGGCUUCUACAAUUUGUUGAUUUUAGCAAAUUUGGGGCUUCUUAUCUUACUGUACCUAAGAAGUAAAAUUAAAAAAUAUUUUAUAUUUUUAUUUUUUCAUAAUCAUUCGUUUAUUUUUUUUUAGCACGAUUCCUCCUCCGGCUUCGAUUUUAUAGCCAAUAACCUGACAAAGGAAGUAACAAAUGGCAGCCAAGAUCAGGGUGUCGACGAAGUGGAAAUCAUGUCAUCAUCGUCAUCAUCGUCGUCUAGCGAUAGUCCAAAAAAAAAAAAAACGAAUUACUUGUUUCUUAAUUUUAACCUGUUAGUUCCUUUAGAGCCUGUAAACAAUAAUAAGCUUUGA
Porites evermanni is the source of this 10457-nucleotide messenger RNA. The record is from the annotation of a GenBank genome assembly. NCBI's taxonomy places the organism in Eukaryota, Metazoa, Cnidaria, Anthozoa, Scleractinia, Poritidae.